AUGUCUGACCGAAUACCCCUUUACGAAGAGAACAGAGACUACAUAAACGAGGAUCAUAUUAGUGAGUUUGCAAAGGCACUAGUGUGGCAAGACCACGAUGACAUCACCACUACCCCAGCCACACCGAAAAGUGAACCAGUUGGUUUCGAUUUUGAUGAUGACGAUGUCUCCUCACUGGCUACCGAAGAAAUAGACCAGGACACGAAUAACAAUACUUUGAUUGGAGAAGGAGCAGAACUAGGUGUCACCCCCACUGCCAAGCCCGAUAUGAUUACUUCAAAGAGCGACUGGUUCCCCGUUAGUGCCGCCGCUAGUGACAACUCCAAAUCGCAAUCAGGUGCCAAAACCAAGGACAAAAUAUCUUCAUCUGGUAUUGGAUCUUUGCAAAAUGAAUUUAGAAAUAACAUAACCUAUACCUUGCUACGGUGGCCCAUCUUGAUCGCGGUGUUCAUUUGGGUAACGAUACUAGGAUCACUAUAUUUUUGGAUCAGAGUCCAUGUUGCAUUGAAGGAAUACUUUUUCACUUGGAGAGGCGAGCGCAAGAGACUACGUGAAAAGUUGAGACAAUCGAAAUCAUAUGAUGAAUGGGUGGAAAAUGCCAUAAACUUGGACAAGUAUUUGAAUUUGGACAAAUGGUCAGAAAAUCCCAAAUUUUCGUACUAUGACUACAAGACAGUAGCAAUGACCAUUUCAAGAUUAAAGAAGGCACGCGUGGCUAAUCACAUUCAGGAGUUGCAAAUACUCCUUCAAGGAUGUUUGAAGCGGAAUUUCGCGGGCAUUGAAAAUAGACAAUUGUACUCACAUAGAUAUUAUGGUACUAAAAACUUGGUGCAGUCAUAUUACGAAGAAGUAUUGCGGUGCAUAGAUAUAGUGGCAGAUUCAAAUCAAGUAUCACCCGAAGUAAAGUACAAGUUUUUCAAAAUUGUGCUGAAGAAUUUUGGUAAUUCGGCCUUGUGUUUGAGUGGCGGUGCAACUUUUGCAUACACCCAUUUCGGAGUUGCUAAAGCAUUGCUUGAUGCAGGCUUGUUGCCAAAUAUAGUAUCAGGCACAUCUGGCGGUGGAUUGAUUGCUGCCUUGCUAUGCACAAGAACCGAUGAUGAGUUGAAGAAGCUUUUGAUUCCGCAAUUAGCGCGGAAGAUAACUGCUUGUGAAGAUCCGUGGUAUGUGUGGAUACCACGAUUGCUCAAGACCGGUGCGAGAUUCGAUUCAGUAGCAUGGGCAAGAAAAUCAAAUUGGUUUACGAGAGGUUCAACUACUUUUGAAGAAGCAUUUGAAAGAACAGGUAGGAAAUUGAAUAUCAGUACUGUUCCAGCAGAUCCGCAUUCACCUGUCAUUUUGUGCAACGACAUUACAUCUCCUCAUUGCAUUAUCUGGUCUACAUUACUUGCGUCAUCCGCAGUCCCUGGUAUCCUCAACCCCGUGGUCUUGAUGAUGAAGAACCCUGAUAAUGGCGCAGUUGUUCCAUUUUCGUUGGGAAGUAAGUGGAGAGAUGGAUCUUUGAGGACUGAUAUACCUAUUGAUGCACUCAACACAUACUACAAUGUCAAUUUCACGGUUGUUUCGCAAGUUAAUCCACACAUUUCAUUAUUCUUUUUUGCACCAAAGGGAACUGUUGGCAAACCAGUACCCGUGUCCAAGAGCAGAACCAGAAGGGAAAAGUUUGCGUCAUUCAGGGGUGGUUUCAUUGCUGCCGCAUUGGAGCAACUUUUGCGUUUGGAAAUCAGAAAAUGGUUACAAAUUGUUAAAUCGCUAGAUUUAUUGCCUCAUGUAUUGCAACAGGAUUGGUCAAACGUUUGGCUACAAAAUUUCACCGGAUCUGUAACAAUUUGGCCACGGAACAAAUUAAUUGAUUUUUGGUACAUCUUAUCCGACCCAACUGAAGAGAGAUUGGCGGAGAUAAUUAGGAAAGGUGAACGCAGCAUGUAUCCAAAGUUGCUAUACAUCAAAAAUCGCAUUUUGGUGGAAAGGGCAAUCGACCGUGGUAGAAAAAUCUCUACUCAAGCUAUGAAACAAGCACGAAUCAAUCUUGAAUUAUCACCCAAGCAAAACAAUGGGUAUGCCGAGGAUGAUGAAUAUGAUGAUGAUAUAGUCCCGAGUGAUUAUGACGUUGCCAAGUUCAAAGCCAAGAUUGGAUUGACUAAUAAAGACUUUGAGGAGUUUGCUGCUGGGUAUAGUGGUGCUGACCAAGACGGAGACGAUGAAGACGACGAUGAAGACGACGAUGCAUUUGAUGAAGAUUUGUUGGUGAGGGACAUGUAUGAUGACAGUGAUACGUUGAGUAGUCCUACUCUGCCGACUUUUGGUCGAUCCAAGCACAGACGUAACACUGUGUUUUGA
Lodderomyces theae is the source of this 2337-nucleotide messenger RNA. RefSeq lists its product as uncharacterized. The record is from RefSeq and is a predicted model, not a curated record. Gene Ontology annotation, molecular function: triacylglycerol lipase activity. NCBI's taxonomy places the organism in Eukaryota, Fungi, Ascomycota, Pichiomycetes, Serinales, Debaryomycetaceae. Gene Ontology annotation, biological process: lipid metabolic process. Bases 1 to 2337 code for a protein of 778 amino acids. The transcript has a single exon.